This is a messenger RNA of Culicoides brevitarsis, 1935 nucleotides long. It is a transcript of the gene atms, whose product is annotated as RNA polymerase II-associated factor 1 homolog. Gene Ontology annotation, cellular component: Cdc73/Paf1 complex. The coding region runs from base 92 to 1855 and encodes 587 amino acids. Gene Ontology annotation, biological process: transcription elongation by RNA polymerase II. The record is from RefSeq and is a predicted model, not a curated record. Gene Ontology annotation, molecular function: chromatin binding; RNA polymerase II complex binding. Lineage: Eukaryota; Metazoa; Arthropoda; Insecta; Diptera; Ceratopogonidae. The transcript is spliced from 4 exons.
GCCGAAGAUCCACAAUUUUUAAUUUCUGCCCGGAAAAAUAAAAGUUUUAAUUUACAAAAAGUCGGCAUAAAUUGAGGAAAAAUCACGAAAAAUGGCUCCUACAAUCAACAAUGGAGACCCAGCGAGCGAGAAAAAGGUGCAGAAACCCCAAGAUAAAAGAACUGAACUAAUUGUUCGUGCCAAAUAUUGCAACACUCUGCCCGAUAUUCCGUUCGAUUUGAAGUUCAUCACGUAUCCCUUCGACUCGCAUCGCUUCAUCCAGUACAAUCCGACGUCGCUCGAGCUCAAUUAUCGCUACGAAGUGCUCACGGAACACGACCUUGGCGUCACCAUCGACUUGAUUGAUCGCGACUUGUACACUCCCGUGCGUGACAAAUCCUCGAAAGAGGCACAACUCGAUCCGGCAGACGAAAAAUUGCUCGAAGAAGACUUGCACACGCCACAGGACUCGCAACGUUCGAAACAGCAUGCGAGAAAUGUCUCGUGGUUGCGAAAAUCCGAGUACAUUUCGACGGAACAAACGCGUUUCCAACCGCAGAGUUUGGAAACGAUCGAAGCGAAAGUCGGCUACAAUGUCAAGAAAAGUUUGCGCGAGGAGACUUUGUAUCUGGAUCGCGAUGCGCAAAUUGCUGCCAUUCAAAAGACCUUCGAGGACAAUACGGUGCCAAUUACGAAGCAUUACAGCAAGCCGGGAGUCACUCCUGUGGAAAUUUUCCCUGUUUUGCCAGAUUUCGACAAUUGGAAGUUCCCGUGUGCUCAGGUUAUUUUCGAUUUUGAUCCUGCGCCAGCGAAUAAGGGAGCUGCUGCGGCAAUUGAGGAGAUGUCACAAGCGAUGAUUCGUGGUGUCAUGGACGAAAGUGGCGAACAAUUCGUCGCUUACUUCUUGCCGAUGGAAGACACGAUGGAAAAACGUCGCAGAGAUUUCACAAACGAGGUUUUGUACGAAGACGACGAGGAAUACGAGUAUAAAAUGGCACGCGAGUACAAUUGGAACGUCAAAAGUAAAGCUUCCAAAGGGUACGAAGAGAAUUAUUUCUUCGUUGUACGAAACGAUGGCGUUUAUUACGAUGAACUCGAGACGAGAGUACGUUUAAGCAAGCGUCGUCAAAAGGCGGGACAACAACCGAGCAACACAAAAUUGGUUGUUAAACAUCGACCUCUCAACGCCUCCGAGCAUCGCAUGCAACGUUUCCGCGAACGCCAACUCGAAUGGAUCAACGAAGACGACGAAGAAGAAAUGGAAGAAUCUGAAGCGGAAGACGAGGAAAAAAUCACAAAAACGGGCCAUGACACAAAAACCGCCGAAGAAGAAGGCAGCGAUGCAAGCGAUCGCGAAGGCAGUCAACGUCGUUCUCGUUCCCGUUCACGUCGCGCCUCGAGUGCAGGCUCAAAAUCGUCUCGCAGUCGUUCUGGCAGCGGAUCCGGAAGUGCUCGCUCCAAAUCCGGAAGUCGCAGUGGCUCCGCAGCUUCGAGACGAUCAAAUUCCGGUUCGCGCAAAUCAAAAUCCGCGAGUCGCUCUCGAAGUCGUUCCGGAUCAGGAUCUCGUUCGGGCUCUGGUUCGAGGCAUUCGGGCAGCAGAUCACGCAGCGGAAGUGCCGCAUCGAAUCGUUCUCGAAGCGGAUCCCGAAAGUCGGGAAGUCGAAGCAGAAGUUCGUCAGCAGCGUCGUCACGAAGAAGCGGCUCGAAUAAAUCACGUUCGAGAUCGCGUUCGGGAAGCGGAAGCAGAGCAAGUCGUUCGAGGUCAAGAUCGAGAUCGAGAUCGGGAUCUGGCAGUCGAAGCGGAAGUGGAUCGCCUGUUUCGCGGAAAUCUGUGUCGGGCAGUGAACAUUCCGGAAGCGGAUCGGAUGACGAGUAGAUUAAUUAAUUUUGAUGUAAAUUUGGUUAAGAUACAAUUUUUUUGACGUAAUAAAUUUUUUUUUGAUUGAAUAUCAUUAA